CCAGGGAGGAGUGUCUGACAGUUGGCGCCGCCGGGAGGGAGGGCGGGCGGCGCGAGUGGGCGCGGGCCCGGUGGGCCAGGCUCCAGGGAGCAGCUUCAGGGCCAAGGAGACAAUGGUCUCGGUGACUAUGGCUACUUCCGAGUGGAUCCAGUUCUUUAAGGAAGCUGGCAUUCCUCCAGGACCUGCUGUCAACUACGCCGUGAUGUUUGUGGACAAUAGGAUUCAGAAGAGCAUGCUGCUGGAUCUCAACAAGGAAAUCAUGAAUGAGCUGGGCGUGACCGUGGUGGGCGACAUCAUUGCCAUUCUCAAGCACGCCAAGGUGGUGCACCGCCAGGUGGGGUGCCCUGCCCAGCCCCUCUGGCCCCCCCAGAGUCCAAACGGACUCCCCUUUCCUCCCACAGCCGCCUCCCGAAUGAUCACCAACAGCCUGAACCGCGACUCCCCACCUGGCACGCCCCCCAGGCGGCCAGACACCAGCACGUCCAAGAUCUCAGUCACCGUGUCCAAUAAGAUGGCAGCAAAGAGUGCCAAGGCCGCAGCACUGGCCCGCCGCGAGGAGGAGAGCCUGUCUGUCCCCGCGAAGCGGCGCCGGGUCACCGCUGAGAUGGAGGGGAAAUACAUCAUCAACAUGCCCAAAGGCACCACCCCCCGGACCCGCAAGAUCCUGGAGCAGCAGCAGGCAGCAAAAGGUCUCCACAGGACAUCCGUGUUUGACCGUCUCGGCGCGGAGACCAAGGCAGACACGACGACAGGGAAUAAACCCACAGGAGUCUUUAGUCGCCUGGGGGCCACCCCAGAGAUGGAUGAGGAUCUGGCUUGGGACAGUGACAAUGACAGCAGCAGCUCUGUCUUGCAGUAUGCUGGGGUCCUGAAGAAGCUAGGACGGGCCCCAGCCAAGGCCAGUCCCCAGCCGGCACUGACUGUCAAAGCCAAGGCCACAAGCUCGGCAACGACGGCCACCGCCCCGACACCACGGCGCCUGGCGCUUUCCUCGCGCCCUGGGCUUGAGAGGAAACCGGAGUCCCUGUCCAAAGUCAGCAUCAUCCAGAGACUGGGCAAGGCCGCCCUUGUGCCCGAGGCCCAGGACAGCCAGGUCACGAGCACUAAGAGUAAGUCCUCAGCCGAGGUCAAGGUCACCAUUCAGAGGACUCUGGUGGGGCCCCGGGGGAGCAGCUCCAGCGAGGGCCUUGGUGCCCAGAUGGACCACACGGGCACUGUGAGUGUGUUCAAAAGACUGGGCCGCAGAACCUUCUAGCCCAUGUGUGGGGCGGGGUGCAGGCGGCAGAACCUGCAGGUGCCUGUCCCACCCCCUCUCCAGGCUCCUGGUUCCAUCUCCCCCGCCCCACCAGCUCCUGGAUGACACUGCUGUCUCCUCAGGCAUUCAAGCUGGGCCGGAGCGUUCUGGGGACUCAGCCGUGUUCCCUAGUCUGGCAUGGUUGUGGCCUGGCCUCGCCCGCUCUGGGACUCUCCUUCUCUCACGUCCUCUGUUUUCUCCUCUCCGUGGCCUUGGCAGAACCCACGUUUCUACCUCUCCCCAGUGCCAAGUGCUCUCUUCUCUCCUACAUUUCCCCUUCCUCCCUCAGCGGCGUCUGCUCCCCCAAACCCCAGCUCCUCAGCCUCCCCGUGCCCCUGUCACCCACAGAGUGGGUGUCACCUUGCAGGGCUCCCUUACCCUGCUACCCCACGACUUCCCUCACUCCUCUGUGCCUCCCGCCGUUGCUUUAACCUCUCCCCCGCCCCCAUCUUCACUCUGUUCA
Molecule: messenger RNA, 1757 nt
Organism: Propithecus coquereli (Coquerel's sifaka)
Lineage: Eukaryota; Metazoa; Chordata; Mammalia; Primates; Indriidae
Product: chromosome unknown open reading frame, human C19orf47
Exons: 8
Coding region: 113-1255 (380 amino acids)
Cellular component (GO): nucleus
Source: RefSeq, a predicted model, not a curated record